This is a messenger RNA of Sciurus carolinensis (gray squirrel), 2625 nucleotides long. RefSeq names its product eosinophil peroxidase (gene Epx). The transcript has 13 exons. Gene Ontology annotation, biological process: response to oxidative stress. The record is from RefSeq and is a predicted model, not a curated record. Bases 71 to 2218 code for a protein of 715 amino acids. Gene Ontology annotation, molecular function: peroxidase activity; heme binding. Lineage: Eukaryota; Metazoa; Chordata; Mammalia; Rodentia; Sciuridae.
GGAGCAGAGGACACUCCCACCCCGUGGAGACUGAGGGUCUCCAGCUGUGGCUGGAGGUCUCACCACAGACAUGCAGCUGCUCCUGGGCCUGGCAGGGGUCCUGGCUACACUCACCCUCCCCCAGCCCAGUGAGGGCACUGUCUCAGCCUCCCCCACGGCAGUGGAGAACUCAGUCCUUCAGGACUGCAUAGCAGAGGCCAAGCUGCUGGUGGAUGCUGCCUACAAUCGAACCCAGAAGAGCAUCAAGCAGCGCCUUCGCAGUGGCUCCGCCAGCCCCAUGGACCUCCUGUCCUACUUCAAGCAACCCGUAGCAGCCACUAAGACAGUUGUUCGGGCUGCUGAUUAUAUGCAUGUGGCCUUAGGGCUCCUGGAAGAGAAGUUACAACCCUGGAGAUCCAGACCCUUCAAUGUCACUGAUGUGCUAACAGAACACCAGCUGCACCUGCUGAUCCAGGCCAGUGGCUGUGCUCCCCGGGAUCAGGCUGAGAAGUGCAGCAACAAGUACCGCACCAUCACUGGGAGAUGCAACAACAAGAGGAGACCCUGGCUGGGGGCCUCCAACCAGGCCCUGGCCCGCUGGCUGCCAGCUGAAUACGAAGACAGGCUGUCGCUCCCCUACGGCUGGACGCCCGGCAAGAGGCGCAAUGGUUUCCUCCUCCCUCUUGUCCGGGCUGUCUCCAACCAGAUCGUGCGCUUCCCCAGGGAGAGGCUGACCUCUGACCGGGGCCGGGCCCUCAUGUUUAUGCAGUGGGGCCAGUUCAUUGAUCAUGACCUGGACUUCACCCCCGAGUCCCCAGCCAGGGUGGCCUUCACUGCAGGCGUUGACUGUGAGAAGACCUGUGCCCAGCUACCCCCCUGCUUUCCCAUCAAGAUUCCGCCCAAUGAUCCCCGCAUCAAGAACCAGCGUGACUGCAUCCCCUUCUUCCGCUCAGCUCCCGCAUGUCCCCAAAACAAAAACAAAGUUCGCAACCAGAUCAAUGCGCUCACCUCCUUCGUGGACGCCAGCAUGGUGUAUGGCAGCGAGGUCUCCCUCGCCCUUCGGCUCCGCAAUCGGACCAACUACCUAGGGCUGCUGGCCGUCAACCAGCGCUUCCAAGACAACGGCAGAGCCCUGUUGCCCUUUGACAACCUGCGGGAUGACCCCUGUCUCCUCACCAACCGCUCCGCGCGCAUCCCUUGCUUCCUGGCAGGUGACUCUCGGUCAAGUGAAACCCCCAAACUGGCGGCCCUGCACACCCUCUUUGUGCGAGAGCACAACCGGCUGGCCACCGAACUGAGACGCCUCAAUCCUCGCUGGAGCGGAGAUAAACUGUACAACGAGGCUCGGAAGAUUGUGGGGGCCAUGGUCCAGAUCAUCACCUACCGGGACUUUCUACCCUUGGUACUGGGAAAGGCCCGGGCCAGAAGAACCCUGGGGCCCUACAGAGGGUAUUGCUCCAACGUGGACCCGCGUGUGGCCAAUGUCUUCACCUUGGCCUUCCGCUUUGGCCACACCAUGCUGCAGCCCUUCAUGUUCCGCUUGGACAGCCAAUACCGGGCCUCAGCACCCAACUCCCGUGUCCCACUUAGCUCUGCCUUCUUUGCCAGCUGGAGAAUCGUGCAUGAGGGUGGCAUUGACCCCAUCUUUCGAGGCCUCAUGGCCACCCCAGCCAAGCUGAACCGACAAGAUUCCAUGCUGGUGGAUGAGCUCCGAGACCGGCUAUUUCAGCAAGUAAGAAGAAUCGGGCUGGACCUGGCGGCUCUCAACAUGCAGCGCAGCCGAGACCACGGCCUUCCAGGCUACAAUGCAUGGAGGCGCUUCUGUGGGCUCUCCCAGCCCCGGAACCUGGCACAGCUAGCCCGGGUGCUGAAAAACCAUCAUUUGGCAAGGAAGUUUCUGAAUCUGUAUGGGACGCCUGACAACAUUGACAUCUGGAUUGGGGCUAUUGCAGAGCCUCUUUUGCCAGGGGCCCGGGUGGGGCCUCUUCUGGCUUGUCUUUUUGAGAACCAGUUCAGAAGAGCCCGAGAUGGAGACAGGUUCUGGUGGCAGAAAUGGGGAGUUUUCACCAAAAGACAGCGCAGGGCCCUCCGCCGGAUUUCCUUGUCUCGAAUUGUAUGUGACAACACUGGUAUCACCACCGUUUCGAGGGACAUCUUCAGGGCCAAUAUCUACCCCCGAGGCUUUGUAAGCUGCAGCCACAUCCCCAAGUUGAACCUAUCAGCCUGGCGAGGCAAAUGAGGCUUCUGCAGGAGUUUAUGACAAGCUCCCAACCUUUGGAGACAAGGGGAAAGAUUGUGAUUCUUUCUACCCCGGAGCAACUGUUUCCUGCUGGUGCUUUUGAUGGCUAUAGCUUAGAGCUGGCUUCACUGGCUGGGAGCGAGAGCUGGUGUUCUUAGUGGCCAUGGGCCGACCCACCUUGGGAGCCUCUUAAGUAUUAUAAAUCAGUGCCAUGGGCAAGGACUUGUGGGCCAAGCCAUGAGGCCUCGAGGUCCCGGCAACAAUCAACUGGAGGGUUCCAGCUUUUCCUUCUGUUUUCCCCAUCACUACCACCAUGACUUGGAGACUGCAUAGUCACAGCGUCUAGCCACCCCACAAGCCCCUGUGUGCUGCAAGCUUGGCUCUGCUUCUACCAAUAAAACACUGCU